This is a messenger RNA of Prunus armeniaca (apricot), 783 nucleotides long. The record is from the annotation of a GenBank genome assembly. NCBI's taxonomy places the organism in Eukaryota, Viridiplantae, Streptophyta, Magnoliopsida, Rosales, Rosaceae.
AUGGCCUCUCUGACCCAAUAUUCAGUAGGAGCUUGCCUCACCCCAAACAAGAGCUUCAACCUCAACACAUUGUUUUCUGUUUUUCCACAAGCACUCAAUGCAACAAGUCAUAUCAGAAACCAGAAGACCCAAUUGUCAUUAAGUGGGAAAAAGCUGCAGCAAAAAUUAAUUUCAAAUAUUGUUGGGAAAAAUUGCAAAUAUGAGAAAUGGAGAGUUUUUGGCAGUGAUGAUGGAUCUUGUGGGAUUGCACCUCUGCCCCUCCCACCUUCUGUGUUGGAGGCAGUUCAAGAUUUCUACAAGGCCAUCAAUGCCAAGGACAUACAAGCUCUAGAGCAACUUCUGGCUGAUGACUGCCAUUAUCAAGACCUUGUCUUUUAUGUUCCUUUUGUAGGAAAAGAGGCGAUCAUGCAUUUUCUUAGCAAGGUGAUGGAUGCAAUGGGAUCCAAUAUUCAUUUUGUCAUUGAUGCUGCGACUGAAGGUGGAAACUUGACCGCCAGUGUAAUUUGGCAUCUUGAGUGGAAAGACAAAGAGAUACCCUUUGCCACUGGUUGCACAUUCUUUGAAUAUGAACAAGUUGAAGGAGAGCUCUUUCUUAGGAAAGCAACCGGCAUGGAAGAACUUCCAUUCAAACCAGGUGAUUUGGUACUGAAACUUUUAAAGUCAGCAAGUACCUUCUUUGAUCUCUAUCCAAUGGCGGCUGAAGCGUUGUUGCUGAAGUCCCAUGGAAGUGGCCCGCAUGAAGGAUUAGAUACGCUUUUAGACAAGCUUCGGGGUAGACACUGA